AUGUAUUCGGACAUAUACAGGAGAGUGCUGGACGCUUAUAAGCUUAGUUUUGUUGCUGGAGGGGGUAUCAAUAAUCUUUUCCUUACAGCGUGGGAGUUGGCUAGGACAUGUCUCCGCUCAGCUGUGGAGGCAAAAUGUUUACUUGUGAAUGUGUACGUCAUGGGCGGGCUGCAGAAUGAUGAAUGGAUCACUGGUAUAGUAGAUAUGGUCAUUCGAAGUGUACUCGAAAUAUUACAGAGAAUCUAA
Penicillium taxi is the source of this 246-nucleotide messenger RNA. RefSeq lists its product as uncharacterized. The record is from RefSeq and is a predicted model, not a curated record. Lineage: Eukaryota; Fungi; Ascomycota; Eurotiomycetes; Eurotiales; Aspergillaceae. The transcript has 2 exons. The coding region runs from base 1 to 246 and encodes 81 amino acids.